GAACUGCGGACCACAGGAAGCCAUUUUCCCGAGGGAGGACGUGCGUGGGUGAAUGCUUCUCUGUGUUGCCCAGCCACUAAUGUUCCACACGCCGCCAACAACACACCACUCCCCCCGUCACCUUGCAGGAUGUGUGUUGAUGUCCGUUUGUUGUGUGCGUGGGUGACGGUGAUGGCAGUCAUAUAUGUAACAGCGGCGGUUGGACCUCGUCGCCCCAGCAAUAACGACAUCAACAGCGUUGAUAGCAGAGAAGAUUACUUAGCCGGGCAGCCGGGAUUAGCAACGUGUGGUGCUGCUCUUCUACAGGAACUAUACACUAUCACUGAUCUAGUUUUGAGUAUUAGCAACCAAACAGCCAUGCCGCUGCAGCCGCCGGAGCCGCCACCUGUAGUCCAAGAUUGUUCCUCAUUGCGCUUGGCGGGGAUACAGGGCAGCGGAGUGUACCACGUGUUUCCGUUCACCUUCAAGGUGUACUGCGACAUGGUGAAACACGGCGGGGGUUGGACAGUCAUACAACGCAGACAAUCGCAGAGAGUGCAAGAAAACUUCGCACGAGAUUGGAGUUCCUACCGGGAAGGCUUCGGGGAACUGAGGGGCGAAAUGUGGCUGGGUCUGGAGGCGUUGCACCUGCUCACGCACUCCGCCCAUUAUGAGCUGAGGGUGGACAUGGUCGACUAUGAGCUGGGACGCAAAUACGCCCACUACCAGGUUUUCCAAGUGGGUGCCGAAGAGGACGGUUAUCGGCUAUUAGUGGCCAACUACUCAGGUGAUGCAGGCGACGCGCUCUCGUACUACCACUCUGGCCGUCGCUUUUCCACCUUUGAUCGUGACCAGGAUAUGACCCUAAACAAAAGCUGUGCCCAGGACAAGGAGGGAGGCUGGUGGUUCGACGCCUGCUACUCUGCACACCCCAACGGCUGCUUCCCGGCCACGCUCGGGCGAACGGACAGCAAGAACAUCCGUUGGUGGAAGUCUCGUGAACAGGUACUCGUCCUCACUUACAUUGAAAUGAAAAUUCGUCGACGGGCUUCACGUGACGUUGCGGUAGUGAGGGGCGAGGACACGGCAGACUCAAACAGCAAUCACCAUGACCAAGGCCUUGACCAAGACGAUGACCAUGUGUUAUUUUCCAAAGAGGAGGAGGUAGGGCAUGAGUCUGAUGACUACCCGGCACAUAACAACCAUUAUGAUGUAGAAGGCCGUUCGGACAUUUUACCCUAAAAACUGCAAAUUCACUAGUUUUCUUGCCUUAUUAUUAUUGUUAUUAUUAUUAUUAUUAUUAUUAUUAUUAUUAUUAUUAUCAUCAUCAUCAUUAUUAUUAUUAUUAUUAUCAUUAUUAUUAUUAUUGUCAUUAUGUAUCAAUACGAGAGGAUCGAAACAAGUUGCAGUUGCCAGAUACACUAGAUAUCGUAAUAUUUCACAGAAAAGGAUGUAGCUUACUGCAUAUCGUAUAUUUUUGGAUAUUCUACUCUAAGAUACCGAGAUACUGAAAUAUAUAAAAUAUAUCUAAACAUGUAUCUACGACAAAAUACUGUGAUAGUAUAACAAGGUUAUAUAAAUGCACUGAGGACAUUUUUUAUACAGUACUAUCUCUAUUCCUGGGAAAAAUUACUUCAUUCUUCAAUUGAUAACUCAAAGUCAGUAUUUUUUCUUCUUGGCUAGGAAAUAGGCUACAAGAAACUAUGAACAUAAGAAGCCCGCUAAAUGAGUUUAUUUUCAUAACUAAGAAAUUAAUGUCUGAUAGUGAGAUUGCCUAUUGCCAACCAAACCAAUUCUACUGCAUAGACCAGGGGUUUCUCAACCGGGGUUCCCCGAAACCCUAAGGUUCCGCAGAAGGUCCCUAAGGGUUCCGCAAGAACAAGUGAGAUAAGCUAAUGCACUUUUGACUUUUUAUUUAAUUUCAUAUACGUAAUAUAACUGAACACGCACAAUAUAUUAUUGGUUAUUGUAAUAUUAUAAUAUAUUAUUUUCCUUAAACCAGCGAUUAAAAUUUAUAUCAUGAUAUUUGUCACGUGAAAUACGAUGAAAAAAAAAAAAAUAAAUAAAUAUAUGAUA
Messenger RNA from Portunus trituberculatus (swimming crab), 2055 nucleotides. RefSeq names its product microfibril-associated glycoprotein 4-like. NCBI's taxonomy places the organism in Eukaryota, Metazoa, Arthropoda, Malacostraca, Decapoda, Portunidae. The transcript is spliced from 8 exons. The coding region runs from base 130 to 1221 and encodes 363 amino acids. The record is from RefSeq and is a predicted model, not a curated record.